GAUCUGCUGUCAAAUUAUGUCAGCACGUUUUGUAACAUUUCUGCUGACAUUCUGCUAUUAUUAUUUGAUAUAACAGACUUUGUAUACAAUCUGGAAUCUUUCUGCUGACAAAAAUUUGUAGCAGACGUUUGGCAAAAUCUGUUCGAACAGACUUGGCUAUCUGGAUACAUAUUUAAGAAUGUAUUAUAAGAAUAUUAAUCUCUAUAUUAUAUCCCUGUUUUCCCGCGCUUGGGACUUGGACGCUCAUAACCGCUUUUGACAGCGAAAAACGUGAUUCGAUCUCGAUCUUCAAUACAUAGACCGGUGUUGAAGUAACGUCAUCUCGAGAAACACGAUAUAAAGGAAACAAGAUGAAUGGAAAAGAAAGUAAAAACCAAGAACACGAUGAGUAUCAAUAUUUGCGGCUCGUCGAGAAAGUCAUUACAACUGGAGCAAAGAAAAGCAAUCGCACCGGCGUCGAUACUUAUUCCAUUUUCGGUGCGCAAAUGCGAUUUGGAUUACGAAACGGUGUUUUCCCAUUAUUGACAACCAAAACAGUAUUCUGGCGAGCAGUAGUUGAAGAAUUACUAUGGUUUAUCAAAGGAUCAACAAAUUCCAAAGAACUGACAGAUAAAGAUGUUCAUAUUUGGGAUGAAAAUGGUUCACGUGCCUUUUUGGAUUCUUGCGGUUUCACAGAUAGAGAGGAAGGUGAUUUGGGGCCUGUCUAUGGAUUCCAAUGGAGACACUUUGGUGCCGAGUACAAGGAUAUGUACACAAAUUAUACAGGGCAAGGGAUAGAUCAGCUAAAAGAAGUUAUUCACAAAGUGAAGCAUUCUCCAGAUGAUAGGCGUAUUAUAAUGACUGCCUGGAAUCCAAUCGAUAUUCCAAAAAUGGCAUUACCUCCGUGUCACGCUUUCGUACAAUUUUAUGUAAAUAACGGUGAAUUGUCCGCGCAGCUUUAUCAAAGAAGCGCAGAUAUGGGUUUGGGAGUACCAUUCAACAUAGCGUCGUAUUCCUUAUUGAUUCAUAUGAUCGCUCACGUUACCGGCUUGAAGCCAGGAGAAUUUGUACAUACAAUGGGAGACUGUCACGUUUAUGUCAACCAUGUAAGCGCCCUUGAGGAACAGAUAAAGCGCGAACCACGAGAGUUUCCAAAAUUAAGGAUAGUUAGAGAGAUUAAAGAUAUUGAUGACUUCGUUGCCAAGGAUUUUGAAUUAAUUGAUUAUAAACCUUACUCCAAACUCUACAUGAAAAUGGCUGUCUAAACUGUACUUUUUGAAAGUCCUCUGAUUAAAAUUUUUCAAAGAAAAAAUUAUGUCCAUGUAACUAACAUUAUUAUUUAAUUUCACACAAUAUUUGUUAAUAUUACUUUUAAUAUACUUAAGUUGAUAAAUCUUAACAUGAGACUUUCUAUAAAUCUCAGUAUUAAGCACUGUACUGGUUAAAAAUAGUAUUUUCAAUUACAGUAUUAUUUUUCGAUUGAAGAGAAACGCAAAAAACUUACUUCUAAUAGUUUGGUUCUUGUUUUUCAGACUGGUUUCAGAUAAAAGUGUAAGAUGAAUAUAUUUUAUAUAUAACUCCCUAGCCAUAUACAACUCUCUCUAUAGACAUUAGUUUCUAAUAAAAAUUAUAUUUAUAAUAAAUUUGUAUCUUAAUAAUAUAUCAAUAUCUCCAGAAACCAUCGCGCGCAAUACUUGCAAAUUCACGAUUUUUUUUUUU
Formica exsecta is the source of this 1698-nucleotide messenger RNA. RefSeq names its product thymidylate synthase (gene Ts). The coding region runs from base 351 to 1244 and encodes 297 amino acids. The transcript is spliced from 4 exons. The record is from RefSeq and is a predicted model, not a curated record. Gene Ontology annotation, cellular component: cytosol; mitochondrion. Lineage: Eukaryota; Metazoa; Arthropoda; Insecta; Hymenoptera; Formicidae. Gene Ontology annotation, molecular function: thymidylate synthase activity. Gene Ontology annotation, biological process: dTMP biosynthetic process.